GACCUCAAACAUAUUGAGAUUGAUUGUGUAACACCACACACAAAAUUUCAAGAAAAAAAAACAAAAGCGAAUCGGAUUUUCUUUUCUCUUUUGCUGGAAAGAAUCGCACCCCCCGUCGUCUCGCACAUCACGGAUUGGGCCCAAACGAAAAACGAAGGCUGCCUGGAACGGUGGCCCAGCACGGGGGCUAUAGCUAAGGCCUCUCAGUCGGCGGGCUACCUUUUCCCAUCUUGUAUAGCCCAUCAUUCCACGUAUCUCCGUCCCGCCUGUUGAAAAGCGAAAAGAUUCCGGAUCCUUUUAUUUUAUUAUUUAAAAAAAAAAAAUCUUUCAAGGAAAAUGUUACAAGACAUUGCCCUUUCGCACCUGCUAUAUGCAUACUGCAAUUGUAUUUAAUAGAGUGAAAACGCUUUUUUCUUUUCUUUCUUAAUUUAAAUUUGAAUUUCAAAGCCUUUUGGCUGUUUCUAAUGUGCCACAGAUGAGCGUUUGUUUCGGUUCUCCUCAUUGGCGUUCCAAACAAAACAAAAAACAAACGAAUGUUUUUAACGAUGUCACACGUUUUUGUUUCUCAUUAUUUCGAAUUUUUCCAAAAGUGCAUUUUGUUAUAUCUACCUUAUAUAGGCAAGGCUUUCGUCUCGUUUACGUGUAGAUAGAAAACAAUUGAAAUUGUUGGAAGCUGAAGAGACGAAAACCUCUGGAAAGCUAUUAUCCUUUAUUAUUCAAAAAAGAUUACAGGGACUAGCCCCUACACUUUGUCUAUAUACGGAAGACUAAACAAAAAAACAAAAAAAAAACAACAACCCCUUGUGAACAUUUUCCUACUGAUGCAAGAAAAGGAAAAGAAACACAGCGGGUUCACUCGAUGGAUUUUUCUUUGGGGUCCCUUUCGUUUAACGACUGGGCGAUUUACAGCCGAGCCAGUUGGACUGCUGCUGCUGCUGCUGCUAACAUGAUGGUCUAUACUACUAUAUAUACUAUAUCUCUUUAAAAAAAAUAGGAUUUUAUCUUGCAUUCGGCAUUUUCAACCCCCUUCUGUUUUUUGGGGGCCUUCUCCGCUGCGGGGUGGAAAUGUUUGCCUUCAAGUUGUAAAUUAACUGUGCAACAGCAGUUUUCGGGAUGCAUCAACAGCAUUUUCUCUCCGAUCGUCAUCCAAUCCGUUCGAUUUUGUGUGUGUGUGUUACAUAAACGCGUCAUGGGGGCCAAAGGUUUUCGGAUAGAUGCGCGGACUCAUGGCCGUCCUGCUGUUUUCUUUCGGAGAUCUAUAUGCAUAUUCUUGUUUUUUUUGUUUUAUGGAAGAGACUCCGGAGAUAUUGCGGAAGAGAAUAUAAAAUAUAUUUCUCAGUUCUAUAAAUAAACACACCCAGGAAAGCGUGACGUGGAAACUCGCGACGUGAGACGGAUUUUUCAGUUGUGUGGCACGAGCAUAUCAUUUAUGAAAUAUGAUGAUUUUCUUUCUUUUCCCCCCUUUUUUUUGUGUGUGUGUGGGUGCUUUCGUUGUGAUCUGAAAGCCGAUAUCCAGAUAACAAGAGUCUCGUGAUGUGUAACGGUGUCGAGAAAAGAAUUUUCCAUCGAUAAUUUCUUGUUUGAAUGGAGCGCGCGAGAGACACAAUGGGAACUCCCGCCAGCAUCUGCUGAUUACCUGGUCACAGCUCAAAUCUCCUUCUGAUUUCAGUGGCUGAUAAUGUUUUCUCAUUAAGGCGAGGAUUAGGAACCGAGUUUUGAAAAUGUGAAGGAAUUAAAUUUUUUUUUUUUUUGGGGGGGGGGGAAGAAUUUCCAUGUUGCACCGCAAACCGCAACCGCACGACACCUAUCUUAUUAAGCGAGGCGUUUCAACAUUUUUUUCUUGUAGACUCUCCCUCACCUUUUAAUUUAGGGGGAGGGAAUUAAGGAGGUCGUUAUUUUUGUAUUCCAUGCGCUCGUUUUCAUAAAUGUCGUGCUUCGUUUCAACAGCAAUCACCGUUUAAAAAGGUCAAAUGGCAGUUUCCUAUUUAGAAAAAUUCUUCUGAAACGAAAGGGGCAAAAAUGGGCCAACUCUUUGAAGGGGGAUGCGAAUCUUUUCCGAUUUUGUUCGACCCUUGAAAACCGCCUUUUUUGUAUCAUACAAAUUCACAAUCACACACACACACACGUUUGAGAGAGAGCCACACGCCCUGUGACUAUUGUUGACUUGUGGGGCACCAGGAAAUGUAUAAUUUCAGGGUGGUCAGUCACAAGAGACACAGCAGCGAAGGCGGUGCAGGUGUAUAGGAUUUCCUCUUUUAAAAAUUCAUAUUUCGUUUUUUUGUGGAAGGCCUACGACUCUUUUGUCCUUUAAAGUCAUAAAGAAUUUUUGAGUUUUCAAAAACCGAAAAGGCGUCAGGUCCAUAACCAACGCCCAUUCCUUUUUGUUGCACGUUUCUUCCUGCCAAAUAUUUAAUUACCGCUGCGGAAAAAAAGAAAGAGAUAGAGACACACCCUCCCCCACUUUGCCCGGCGAACUCCACAUGCAUAUUAAUGAUCCACAUACAAUAAGCAGAAGCUCCUUAACUCUGAAAUGCACAAUAAAAACGUCUGCCCAUCAUUAGCUACCAAAAAACAGGUCAUCAAGUCCUCGCUCCCCCCCUAUUCGUUAAUUGCCUUCGUUUGCUUUUUUUAUAAUUAGACGAUAACUAACACGACAGUUUUGCAUUUGCGCAAAUGGCCCGGCCUUUGUGAGAACCUUAUAAAAAUAAGCUUCUCUGAAAGUCUUACUAGUCGUUGCUCACAGCUCAGCAGGGCCGACCAUUCCGGUGCGGAUUUUGGGUGUGUGUGUGUGUGUGUGUGUAGUGGACGCAUAGAGCAGAGACAGUGAAGGAUGACGGAAGCAGCGGUGGGCCAUCGAAUCAAUCCGUUCUCGAUCCAUCGUAGCGAUGGAGACAGUGAUGAUGAUCCGUGGACGACAGCCGCUAUGCCCCGAAUGAUCCGCAAUCGCAUCAAACCGAUGAUAAUCUUAGGCGGAGUUCCCAAACGCCAAACGGCCGGCGUGCUGGCCAAGCGGAUGAAAAAGGAACGAAGCGAAAAGAAGAUGGCCGUCAGGUUUGGACGGUGCGUUCAUGCGACCGAUAUCCCGCCGACUUUCGGCACCCACCUGCGUGAUUUUAUGCACGCCACGUCCAUGCACGGCCUGAAAUAUGCGGCCGAAAAACAGGCCACCUGCAUAGAAAGGUUCCUAUGGAUUGCCCUUUUCCUGGCCUGUUUCUGCACAGCUGUUUUCUUCAUUAUGCGCAUGUGGUCCAAAUGGGUUUCAUCGCCCGUUAUUAUUUCGGUGGAAUCGACCGAUUUCCCCAACUCGCAAAUCAAUUUCCCGACCGUUUCCAUUUGCAACGUCAAUCAAGUCUCUAACGCGAUUGUUUUAAGUUUAAUCAGCUCCAACAGGUUCUAUCGCGAUGCCAAUAUGAGUCGGGAAAACGUGCUCGAUCUGCUGGGUGGUCUGAUGAGAGGAGGCGUUCCCGAUAGCGGCGAAGAUUACAUCACGCAAUUGGAAGAUAGCAUCCACAUGGGCGAUCUCACGUCGGCCAACUUGACUCUCUUCAUGCGUAACGUGGCGCAGCCGUGCUCGCAGAUGUUGCUCUAUUGCGAGUGGCAGAGCAAACCGGUCAACUGUUCCAACAUUUUCCAGCUCGUGCCGUCCAAUCAAGGCUUCUGUUGCGUCUACAAUCUGCAGACGAUUCACCUGAACAGGAAGAGGAACAGGGCCGUUCCGCUAGGCCAGCAACCCGUCAAGGCCUACGGUGAGGGCGUUCAAAUGGGACUGACGGUCCUGCUCGAUGCGCAAAUCGAUGAUUACGCUCUGACUUCUUCCUUCUUUCGUGGAUUCAAGGUGUUAAUCCAUCAUCCGGAAGACCAGCCUGAUCCGUCGACCAAGGGCUUCGCAGUAUCGCCGGGUGAUGAGGUGUACGUUGGUGUAACUGCCUCGUCCAUUUUCAGCACGGAAGACGUUCGGCUUUUGGCUCCGACUGCACGCAAUUGCCGCUACAACAACGAGAACACUUUAAACUAUUUUUCCCGCUACAGCCAAUCGAAUUGCUUGAUGGAACGUAUGGCGAAAACCAUCGCCCGGCAAUGCGGUUGCCUUCCCUUCUAUUUUCUAGUCGGUGAUGAAGCGACAGCCAUCUGCCGUUACAAAAAGAAACCAUGUGUUCAAUCAGCUUUCCAUGAUUUCCAUAAGAAGGAUGUCCACUGCCCGGUGAAUUGCAACACAACGUCUUACUCGGCAGACAUUUCACGCGGUCAAUUUCCUAAUGGCGAUUUCAUGUCGUCCCGAAUGGCUCGUGACAUUAAUCCGAACAUCAUCUCAAACGAAUCUUAUUUACAAAACAACGUGGCUCUUUUGCACGUCUUUUUUCGCGAUCGUAGCGGCAUCCAGUAUCGCAGGGACGUUCGUUACGAAUGGCAAGAUUUCGUUUCUGCCGUGGGAGGUUUACUGGGACUUGGUGUGGGUUUCAGCCUCCUCAGCCUGAUAGAGAUCCUCUAUUUCUGCGGUUUGCGGUCCUGUCUACGUCGUAAUCGCGUCUUUCUAGCACCAGCACCUGUUCACCCUCUGAAUACAGUUGAAUUUGAUGUUAAGAAACGCCAUCUACGGCUCCACAUUUGAGUUCUAUACCGAAUAAAAAAGACGUUAGUUUUUCAGCCGCUUAACCACGCAUCGAUCAAGGAAUGGGCUAAAGUUCCACGGGGUGGAACGAAAAAUUGGUUUGUUCCCUCUUUGAUGGCGGACAUCGUUUCAAGCGGAUUGGUUUUGAUAGAGUCCAAUGAACGUCUGACUUCUUCGACCGAAAACCAACGCGCAUCCUCCAGUUCCGACGUGUCAACAUCUAGGGUUUCGUUUCCUAGUUUGACAAUGCAAAAUACUUUGUUAAUUUAAAAACGUUUUUCACUCUUUAAAAUACAUUAUGUACCGUUGA
Daphnia magna is the source of this 4919-nucleotide messenger RNA. RefSeq names its product pickpocket protein 28. Gene Ontology annotation, biological process: sodium ion transmembrane transport. The transcript is spliced from 13 exons. Gene Ontology annotation, cellular component: membrane. The record is from RefSeq and is a predicted model, not a curated record. Gene Ontology annotation, molecular function: ligand-gated sodium channel activity. The coding region runs from base 2831 to 4609 and encodes 592 amino acids. Lineage: Eukaryota; Metazoa; Arthropoda; Branchiopoda; Diplostraca; Daphniidae.